Messenger RNA from Perca flavescens (yellow perch), 615 nucleotides. RefSeq names its product chromosome 4 C11orf98 homolog (gene c4h11orf98). Bases 85 to 474 code for a protein of 129 amino acids. Lineage: Eukaryota; Metazoa; Chordata; Actinopteri; Perciformes; Percidae. The transcript is spliced from 4 exons. The record is from RefSeq and is a predicted model, not a curated record.
AAGAGUCGCCGGUCCGAAGAUCUGACGGUGAGUGUUAAAACAGUAGAAGAAGAAGCAUCAUCCAUUCUCCCCACGAGGACCAGCAUGUCUCCUCCAGGAGGGAAAAUAAACAGGCCGAAAACGGAACUCGGCAGGAAUCUGAACAAGCGGCGGCGAGUUCUGAGCAGAGAGAAGAGGAAGAGACGCCUGAUAGUCGGAGCCGUGGUCGACGAGGGACUCAUCACCAUCCAUCACCUGAAGAAGAGAAAGUCGAGCGCGCGGGCGAACAUCACGCUCUCCGGGAAGAAGAAGAGGAAGCUGAUCAAACAGCUGCAGCACAUGCAGCAGGAGAAGGCCAGCAUGGAAGUGGCAGCGGCAGCAGCGGCGCCGAAGAAACCGGAGUCCUCGUCAGCUCCGACCAAGAAGAAGAAUAAGAAGAAGAAGAAGAGAGCAGCCGGGUCACAUGAUGACGUAGAGAUGGCCGACGCCGAAUGAAGAGAGGACAAGAUCUCGGCUCGUUUCUCAGACGUGUGGACAGGCGCAGUCCAUCUCAGAACUGAACUCUUUUCUUCUUUUUAGAUUAUUUUUUUGGACAUUUUUAGGCCUUUUAUUGACAGGACAGCUGAAGACAUGAGA